Eublepharis macularius is the source of this 1317-nucleotide messenger RNA. RefSeq names its product SH3 and SYLF domain containing 1 (gene SH3YL1). Gene Ontology annotation, cellular component: ruffle membrane. Gene Ontology annotation, molecular function: protein binding; phosphatidylinositol binding. Bases 153 to 1181 code for a protein of 342 amino acids. NCBI's taxonomy places the organism in Eukaryota, Metazoa, Chordata, Lepidosauria, Squamata, Eublepharidae. The transcript has 10 exons. The record is from RefSeq and is a predicted model, not a curated record.
UUCUCUUAUAGGUGGGGCUUUCCCAAAGGGCAGUGGCAGCAUUCUUUCCUCUCUCUGUUUUUUAGCUAAGUGCUUGAUGGGUCGCUGUUAAGGUUGGGAGACUGCUUUCCAGCGAGGGCUUUUGUGCGUGUAUAUGUGAGCGCACUGAAAGGAUGAAUAACCCUAUACCUUCCAAUUUGAAGUCAGAAGCAAAAAAAGCUGCUAAAAUCUUAAGAGAAUUUACGGAAAUAACAUCCAGGAAUGGACCUGACAAGAUCAUACCUGCCCAUGUGAUUGCUAAAGCAAAAGGCCUUGCAAUCUUGUCAGUUAUCAAGGCUGGAUUUUUGGUAACAGCACGAGGAGGCAGUGGGAUUGUGUUGGCUCGUCUGCCUAAUGGAAGCUGGUCCGCUCCUUCUGCAAUAGGGAUAGCUGGCCUUGGUGGUGGAUUUGAGAUUGGAAUUGAGGUAUCAGACCUUGUAAUAAUAUUGAACCACGAAAGAGCCGUUGAAGCAUUUGGAAAGGGUGGCAAUCUUACCCUGGGAGGAAACUUUACAGUGGCAAUUGGGCCUUUAGGGAGGAAUCUAGAAGGUGAUGUAGCCUUGAGAAGCUCUGCUGCUGUCUAUACUUACUGCAAAUCCCGAGGGUUAUUUGCAGGAGUUUCUUUAGAAGGAAGUUGUUUAAUUGAAAGGAAGGAAACAAACAGCAAAUUCUACGGUCGGGACAUCCGUGCAAGUGCCAUUCUGUUUGGUGAUCAACCUCCUCCUGCCCAGGCACAGGAUCUUUACGAUAUUCUGGAGUCUUUUACUCUGCAAUAUGAAACUCAGGAGGGGAGGAAUUAUGGAUGGGCACCAGUGGUAAAGGAACCGAAAAAGACUAAUGAGCACUCCUCAGGGCAACAUUCACGCAGGACUUCUGAGAGCUCUACACCAGAAGCUGUAAGAGCACCAAACAGACUGUAUCCUGAACUUCCCAGUUACUCUGAGCUUCCCAGUUACUCUGCCACAGUGGGAAAGUCUUGUACCAAUUCUACGAUGGUGACAGCAGUAUAUCCAUUUGAAGGACAACAGCCAGGGGACUUGACUUUCAAAGCUGGAGACCAAAUCAAGAUCACAACGAAAACAGAUUCACAGUUUGAUUGGUGGGAAGGAAGUGUACAAGGCAGAACUGGUAUUUUCCCUGCCAAUUAUGUCACAAUGAGUUAAAGAAUAAUACAUGAUGUUAUCCUUUUAUCUACAUACUUUAAAGUAUGCAACAGAUUAUCAAUUGUAUUAGAUUAUACAAUUGAUCAUGCGUGUGCCACCUGCAUGCAAAGGAGUCACAAGGAGACAUACCCCCCCC